AUGGGUCGCAGCUUUGAAACGCAGCGCCUCGUGCCCUACGAGCAACAACAAGCGCGAAUUCAUAACGGAUACGAAGGCAGAUUUGAUGGUCGUGGGUCCGCCGUCGAAACCUUUUUCUUUCUAGGCAAUAACUCGACGGGCUACGGCUCUACGCGCAGUCGCACUGUGAAGGACUUUCCCAGUAAUACAGCACUGUCCUGGUCACCAUCGGCUGUAAUCUCUGUGUCAUCAUCGACAUCGAAUAAGCUCUCAAAUUGGCAGACAUUUUAUCAUUUGCUGUCAUUUAUUUCAGGCACAGGAAUGUUGUGUCUACCAUUAGCGCUUGUAGAGAUUAACUGGUACGGUGUGCUGCUUCUGGUUGCAGCGGCGAUGGUGAGUGCGUACACUUCAAAGCUACUAGUAGACGCACUAGAAGCUCUGCACUGGCUAAGAGGCACAAGUGUCUCGUACAGUGACCUUGGACAGGAGUGUUUCGGUACAGCUGGUAAGCUGUUUACAAGUGUGCUCGUGCACGUCUCUUUUCUGAUUUUGUCAACUGGGUACUUGGUGCUGGCAUCAUCGUGUCUUGCGGAUGUGCUUGGACUUCAGUUUGGCACGGUUAUGGUAUUAGUGGCUGCUUGCGUGUGGCUUCACGUACUCAUACCUUCGCUCAAAAUGCUAGCAGUGCUUUCAGCUGUGAAUGUGGCCUUCAGUUUUUGGAUCGAGUCGGUUAUUCUAGGUGACGCUAUGUAUCCUCUGAAGCAAAUUGCAUUGGAGCAUUUCCAUUUUGUGUUUGUGACGCCGGAUCUUUCCAAUGUGACAAUGAUAGGAAAAUUAUCAUACACGUUUUCGCUUCUUCUCGGUGGACUCUUUGGUCAUUCAAUCAUACCUACAUUGUACAACGCCAUGGCGGAUCCAAGUCAGUGCAGCUUAGUGGUUGCCCGCACAAAAUUGGGGACUACAGUGCUGUUAUAUUUGCCAAUUUGCUGUGUUACUUAUGCUGUGUACGGUGCAACACUAGAAGCUCCCGUAUUCUUCAAUAUGCGCAACGUCGUUGUGCGCAACCUGGCAAUCGUGCUAUACAGUAUUCACCUUUUAUUGUCGUACACAGUCACGUUAUUUCCUCUCCAGCGUGCAUUCGAGCAAUGGAUUCUGCAGACUCCAAAUGGGAUUGGCCACAAUAGUCCGAUGGAAGCUGUUCCUGCAACAGGAGCACUUCCAUUCGUCACCUUCGGUCCCAAGCGAGAAGGUGAGGAAGAAGGAAGAUGUGGUGGUGUGGUAACCAUUGCGCGCGUGCUCUGCCGAAGCAUUUUAGUGCUAACUACUCUCCUUUUUGGCUACUUUACUGCACCCAACACGCUGGAUAUCUUUGCCUGGAUGCUCGUACCAACGGCACUGUUGGCGCUCGUUCUUCCAUGUGUUUUUUACUGGCAAUUAUGUCGAGAAGAUGCCACUCGCCUGGACCGCAUUGCCUCCAUUCUUAUUAGCGCGAUAGCAAUUAUUACUGCCUGUUGGAGUCUCGCUGUAAUUGUCGAGUGUUAA
Peronospora belbahrii is the source of this 1521-nucleotide messenger RNA. NCBI's taxonomy places the organism in Eukaryota, Oomycota, Peronosporomycetes, Peronosporales, Peronosporaceae. The record is from the annotation of a GenBank genome assembly.